AAAUACUUCAACUCCCAUUACUCCAGUUGUUUACGUUUAAUAAAUAAACAACAAUUGUAGAUUGAUUAAAUGUGAUUUCUUUCGUCUGCGUGAUUACCUAACUACUUGAGUACCUUUUCCAAAUUCUUAACAGACAGAAAUGCAACAUAUUUUUUUGUAAUUGUGACUGCUCUUGAAAUUAAAUAAUAAUGAAGUUUUGUAAUAAGAAUAUUCUUUUAAAUUUUUUAAAAUGCAGACAAUUUGGAAGCUCAUUACUUCGUCAAAUGUCUUCAAACGUUCGCAUAGGGUGUGCGAGCGGAUUUUGGGGAGAUACUGCUACGUCAGUUCCUCCUCUUGUACACGGAGGAAAGUUAGACUUCCUUGUUAUGGACUAUCUCUCGGAAAUUACAAUGUCAAUUUUAGCUGCUGCAAAGCAGAAAUCUCCAGAUAUGGGUUACACUCCUGAUUUUAUUCAUUCUGCUCUAGUGCCAAAUCUUCCUGCAAUUAAAGAAAAAAAUAUUAGAGUAAUAGCAAAUGCUGGUGGAAUCAAUCCUCAUUCUUGUGCAGAUGCUCUAAAAGCAGCUGCAAAAAAGUUAAAUAUUGAUCUAAAAAUAGCUGUUAUAACAGGAGAUGAUUUAUUACCUGAGCUGGAAAAGUUAAAAAGCAUGAACAUCAAAGAUAUGGAUAAAGGUACCUCAAUGCCAACUAAUGUAACUAGCAUGAAUGCUUACCUAGGGGCUGGUCCAAUUGCUAAGGCUAUAGAUCUUGGAGCUGAUGUGGUCAUUACUGGUCGCUGUGUUGAUAGUGCUUUAGUCUUAGGCCCUUUGCUAAGCAAAUUCAAAUGGAAUAUGAAGGAUUUGAAUAAACUUGCAAUGGGAAGCUUAGCUGGUCAUUUACUUGAAUGUGGAGCUCAAGCCACUGGUGGAGUUCACACUGAUUGGCACAAAGUAAAAGAUUGGCACAAUAUGGGAUUUCCAAUUGCUGAGUGUAAGGAAAAUGGAGAUUUUUUGAUUUCUAAACCUCCAAAUACUGGUGGUAUUGUCACUGUUGGGACUGUUUCUGAACAGUUAGUUUAUGAAAUAGGAGACCCUGCUAAUUAUCAUUUACCAGAUGUGCUGUGUGAUUUUUCAAAUGUAAAAUUUUCUCAAAUUGAAGAUAAUGUGGUUUUAGUACAAGGUGCUCGAGGUAAAACUCCAUCAGAUUAUUAUAAGGUUAGUGCCACUUCAAAUGAUGGAUAUCGUGCAACAUCUGUUUACCCUGUAGUUGGCCCACGAGCUGCAGAAAAAGCCAUUAUUACUGCCAAAUCUAUAAUUGAAAGAUCUGAAAAUAUUUUUAAAAAGCUGGGAUUAGAAAAAUUUAGACGUACUCAUAUUGAAGUUUUAGGCACCGAGCAAAAUUAUGGUGAAAAUUCUCGUGUCAAAAAUAACAGAGAAGUAGUUAUGUGGAUUGCUGUUCACCAUGACAAAAAAGAAGCCAUUUCCUUAUUUUCAAAAGAAAUAGCUGCUGCAGCCACUGGCGGAACUCCCGGAUCAACAACUAUGGUAGGGGGCCGUCCAAAAGCCUCCACCCUUUUGAAGUUAUUUUCAUUCCUGUACCCAAAAAACAAAAUUCAGGCUAAAAUAACAUAUGAAGGAAAAACAGAGUCCUACACUCCAGUCUUGUUUGAAAAUGAACAGUCUACACAUUCAAUGAAUGGUCACAAAGAAGAGAAACCUAUUUUGAAAAAAGGAACAAAAACUUAUAGGUUAGAAGACCUUGCUUACACUAGAAGUGGUGACAAAGGUGACAUUUGUAAUGUUGGUGUCAUUGCAAGACACCCAUCUUUUGUACCAUAUAUUGAGGAACAGCUAACUCCUGAUUCUGUAGGAAAAUAUUUUAAACACCUCUUUAAUGGUGAAAAGCAAGUUGUUGAAAGAUACAAGCUGCCUGGUAUAAAUGCAUUUAACUUUGUUAUGAGGGAAGCUCUGGGAGGUGGAGGUGUUGCUUCAUUGCGUAGUGAUCCUCAGGGUAAGGCUGCUGCACAAAUUUUGACAGACUUUGAACUGCAUAAUAUGCCAGACUUACAGACUUUUGAAAAGUAAAAUAAUUAAACAGAAUCUCCAAUGAAAUUUUAUGCGAUCACAUUUUUAUGUUCUUUUUAGAAAUUGUUG
Parasteatoda tepidariorum (common house spider) is the source of this 2129-nucleotide messenger RNA. RefSeq lists its product as uncharacterized. NCBI's taxonomy places the organism in Eukaryota, Metazoa, Arthropoda, Arachnida, Araneae, Theridiidae. The record is from RefSeq and is a predicted model, not a curated record.